Drosophila subpulchrella is the source of this 448-nucleotide messenger RNA. RefSeq names its product protein new-glue 1-like. The coding region runs from base 1 to 381 and encodes 126 amino acids. NCBI's taxonomy places the organism in Eukaryota, Metazoa, Arthropoda, Insecta, Diptera, Drosophilidae. The transcript has a single exon. The record is from RefSeq and is a predicted model, not a curated record.
AUGCGCUUCCUAUUCGCUUUUGGCUUCGGCGUGCUCCUGUGCCUGCUCCUGGCUCAGGAGGGCAGUGGGGCGUCCUCCACCACCUCCACCUCCUCCUCUGCCAGCACUACCACUACCACUGCCUCCUCGGCCACCACCACGACCACCGCCGCCUCGGCCACCACCACGACCACCGCCGCCUCGGCCACCACCACGACCACCGCCUCCUCCUCCUCCUCCUCGUCCUCUUCCUCGGCGGCUGCCAGGAGACGCAGGCGUGCCCGCCGCCGUCGUCUGGCUAGGGAGCGCCAGCGUAGGGAGCGCAGGAGGCAGCGCCAAGCUGAGAGACUGCGCCUGCAACUGGAGAACCAGCGCCGCCUGAUCAAUCAGCUGCGCGGUUAAAGAUCGCUUUGGAAACAUUUUCCUAUCUACAAAGUACCCACACGCCCUAUUUGAGAAUAUUAAAAAA